This is a messenger RNA of Ambispora leptoticha, 157 nucleotides long. Lineage: Eukaryota; Fungi; Glomeromycota; Glomeromycetes; Archaeosporales; Ambisporaceae. The record is from the annotation of a GenBank genome assembly.
AUGCCCCUGGAACUUCCCGGCUCAAAAGCAAGUAUGUACAACGCCAAUGCGUGGGGUGUCAUAACCGUACAACUACCUGUUGUAGCUGUACAAUUUCAUGUGCAAUGUGUUCAGAUUGUUAGGCCCGGCAUAUUCGUUUAUUGUACAGUGCAUUAUA